AUGGAAAGCUGUACGUUUUCUAAUCUCUUAAGAGACGGCACCUCGUGCAAAGGAGUAAAGGUACUGCUGAAAGAAUGCAACAAAGACACCACAAGACAUUUGCAGACGUAUGGCGUCGGAAAAAGUAGCAAUGUCUGUAAUGAGAUGGAUCUGAUAUUAUGUCGCGCAGGUAAACAAAUCUUACGUGGGAAGAUGUUUUAAUUUUUCGUUGCACAGAAAGAGAACAAUUACGUUAUAUUGAUUUAUCAAUAAUCAAAUAGUGUUGAUAUCCGAGUUUAUUGCAGCAUUUCGACAAAGUAAUUCUUCAUAUUCAUUGAUCCUGCCGGCUUACUUGCAUUUAAGAUUAGUUAAGUUAACGAUGAUAACUUACUUGCAGAUUGGGUGUAGGUUUUGUUAUGUUUGCUUUUAAAUUUAUUAUAAUGUUCUGAACGAUCUUAUUAAGAAAGGUCUGGCAAGUUUUAUGAUACAUGCAUAUCCUUUGCAUGAAUUGAAACCUAUUGUUUUGAAUUACGCUCUUAAACUGUAGGUUUGUUUGAUGUGGGCUUCGAGGAAGCGUCCGCGUAUGCUGUUUGUAAGUAUCACCGCGACUCUCUUGGGAUAUUUUGGAGAGGAAGAAGGAAAAAUUGCCAAGUACCGACCAGCCUGGCCCAACAUAGGAAUGCAGUUAGAGGUGAUCGAGGAUUGCGGAAGGAUCAAUCGAAGCACAUCAUGGAGGAAACAGGACAAAUCAUCCCAGUAGGAUCUGGUUAGAUCGAUAUAUGUAUUUAUAGCAUAUUUUGAUUCAAUAACAUAUAGAGAAAAAACCUAUUGUUCUCUUCCCUUCCUUGUUCUUUGUGAGAUUUUGCUUAAUUUAAUGUUUUUAUUAAUGCGUAUUCUUGUUCCAUUCUUUCCGUUUAAAUUAUUCUUCCUUCUUUCCAAAGAUUAAAGCAAUUGUUUUCUUACCGUCUUAGCUGUGUGUAGAGAGUGCAGGAAGUUUUUUGGAGAACAAGAGAGAAAGGUUGAUACACAGGUAGCAUGUGCCAACAAGAUACCUAAAUAACAUUUUUCAUAGAGAGUAUCUACAAUAGUAAAUACUUUUUAAUUUAUUGCUUCCCUUUCUUGUAGAAUCCUGCUGAUCGUCAGAGUAAAUUAAUAGGAAAACAGAGACUUACCGCAGCUGCCAUGCUUUCAACAACACCGAGAAAGCCUGAUCUCUCUUGGGUGGACGUGGAACACAGUCCAGUUAAUGACAGCGACGAAGAGGUUGCGAUUCAAAACCAAAAGACUGAGAAAAUUGAAACUAUAAACAAGUUGCUCUCUUUGGAUGGCCACCCGCCGAUAAAACGCACUCUUAAUGCCAGGUGGACAGAUGCCACACCCAAAACAACGAAGUACUAUGUAUCUAAAAUGGAAGAAAUUGUUAGCACUGCCCUUGAGAUAGUUGCACCUAAUGACGCAGGCUUGCUCUGGCGAGCCCUAAAAGACUCACCAGGGAUUAACCUACGCUAUAACGAGACCACUGCAGAUUCAUCGCUGUUAUAUGCCAUGGUAGAAAGUUACAAUCAGGCAACGCACUCAAGUACACGGAAAAAUAUAUUAAGCAUAAUAGCAGACAAGCUCUCAUUCCGCGAUCUAGAGAAGCUGAUACCAGGGAUUUCUCGGCAUCAUUUUACAGCAGCUCGUCGACAUGCUGCCCAAUUUGGAGCAAGCUCCCUUUCAAUACAAAUUGGAUCACAAUCUACUAUACUGAGACAACGUAUAGAUCCAAACCAGGUUGAGCACUUUAUCGAGUUUAUAACUAGCCAAAAUAUCAUUCAAGAUUUGCCGUUUGGAAGACGAAAAUUGCGUCUCUCUUCAGGGGAGGAAAUAGACAUUCCUAAUGUCAUCAGAUUAUUAAUUCCAUCGCGACUAAUUGAUCAGUACCUUAGAUUUUGCCUAGAAACUAACUUCAAUCCACUUGGAAAGAGAACUUUGUUCAAGAUUAUCUCGGAGAGUUGUGGAGCGUCUGUACGAAAAUGCUUGCGUGGUUUGGAUAACUUUUUAGCUGAGGGAACCAAGGCCUUCGAUGAACUAAAAUCCAUUGUGGACAAGAUCCCCCGUGACCAACUAACCGAUAAACAAGCGACGGAGCUGAAAGAAGCACUAGUGGACUCCAAACAGUACUUAAAGGGAGAUUAUAAUGUAAGGACAAUCAUUUCAUGUAACAAUCACUCAGGAUAUAAAAUAAUGUUUUUUACUUUGCAGGUACACGUUUCAUUUGACUCCACAGUUGCGGAUCAUUGUAUACCGUUUGCAAUGAGUGACGAAAAAGACAAGAAGUACAAAGCAAAGUGCGACCACGAACAUAACCAAACAUGUGACAGAUGCUCAAAGCUACAUAAGGUGCGUAAACGUUGAUAGAAAGAAAUCUAAUUGAAGAAUAUUCUUGUGAUAAAAAUGUUUGUCAUCUUGUGUUGACAUGCACGCACUUUAAGCAAACUAAGUGAUAUGGGCACAUCGUCUUUUUAUUUUGUUAGGUUGUUGAAGACGUUAGUACUCAUGUAUUGCGUGCCAAAUUUAACAAUAAUGAUGAUAAAGAUGAAGCACUUUUCCUGGUACAGAAUGCGCAGAAAGCUAUAUUGUCAUGGAAGGCUCACCAACUUAGAACAAUUAAUCAGGAUCGCGCCAGGCUUGACGUACUUGCAUUGAUAGAUUCAGAAGAUGUUCUGAUUGUUCAAGACUUUGCGAUGAAAUUUAUGCCCAGUCAGUACCGUGAGGCGCAAAGUGAUUUUUUUGGAAAGCAUGGGAUAUCAUGGCAUUUAUUCGUUUGUUACAGGAAGGUCAAUGGUAAGCUGGAAUCACAAACGUUUAUACAUGUUCUUGAAACUGGUAUCCAAGAGUCCCUAACAGUUAUACUCAUUAUGGAACAUGUACUUAGAACUUUGAAAAAAACAACAUCCCAAGAUCUCCCGUGCAUUUUUCAGGCAAGAUAAUGCAGGCUGUUAUCAUUCUGCACUAGUUAUCUUGUCGAUGGGCGUAGUGUCACAGCAAAGUGGAAUACAAGUCGCACAGGUAGAUUUUAGUGAUCCACAGGGGGGAAAGGGUGCCUGUGAUAGAAAGGCAGCCCAGAUAAAAGCACGUGUAAAGAGCUAUGUCAACGAAGGUCACUCAGUUACAAAUGCAAAAGAAUUGAAAAAUGCAAUAGAAUAAAGAGGAGGGAUCAGUGGUGUUAGGGUUGCAGUGGUAAAGGUGAAUAGCAACAAUCUCAAAGAUUCCGAAAAGUACAAGCUGGAAGGCAUCAGUAGCCUAAACAACUUCACGUUCAUCAACAGCGGGUUUACGGCGUUUCGUGCUUAUAACAUGGGGGCUGGAAGAUUCUUCUCCUGGAGCUCGUUUAAUUCAGGUAACAAUCCUUGGAAAAAAAGUUUCAAGUGAAAAAUAAUAAUCUGUCAUUCAGUGUACAUACUGUGCAUUGGUAAUAACUUCCUGUUUUUGAAUUUUAUUACAGUGCCAAAGACUGGUGAUUACGUAUGGUUUUUUGAAGAAACUGGUGUUGGCGAUUUUGUAGAGGUCUUCCAAAGAGUACGAAAGGUGAAGUAGGCUGCGGUACUUAAUGAAGAAUUACCAUGACUGAAUAUUUGGAUAAGAACAGUAAAUUUGGCUAUUAUAUUUACAAUAGUAUGAAAACAAGUGCAUUCCACCAGAUUUUGCAUUUACUUCCCUGAAUCUAGCGAUAAAACAUUAAUAGUUUUUAAUAUCGUUUGAUAUCAUUUUAUAUUUACGACGGCAAUUAGAAAAUUGUUUUUUGCAUCGCACAUGCAUGUUUGUAAAUUUUAUGUUGAUAGUUGUUGAACAUGACAUUGAAAACUGAGUACUUACUUUGUUUAUGUAGCCUGCCGUCACAGAUGAAAGCGAAGAAAAGUCGGAUGAUGAGAUCAGUAGUAACUCAAGCUCGUCAAAUUGUGACAGCACUGCUCAUCUGAGCUGCAACGACCCUGUCGAUAGUAAAUCUUCAAGAAUGUUCGCAUGUUCUGAACAAAGUUGCACUAAGACCUUUGUCAGAUAUUCAGCUUUGGUAAAACACUGCGAUCUUGGAGCUCAUACAAGAGCCCUCGAAAGAAUAACUAUUUACGACAGAGCAAAACUGAGCUACGCUCAGCAUCUCCAGGAAGGGCAAGUGAGAGAGCGGCCAAGCAUAGCCGUCUCCAGUUCAACUACAGUAAAUCGUGAGUCGCAUGUGUUACCUAUGGGCUGGGCGCUCAAACAAAGCUCGAAUAAAGCGCGAUUUAGCAAAAAACAAAAAGAAUUUCUUGAUGAAAAAUUUAACAUUGGUGAAAGAACAGGAAAAAAGAGUAAUGGUGAGGACGUUGCCACAACAGAUGAGACGAGUAUGCAGACCAGAUGGUAG
Molecule: messenger RNA, 4366 nt
Organism: Paramuricea clavata
Lineage: Eukaryota; Metazoa; Cnidaria; Anthozoa; Malacalcyonacea; Plexauridae
Source: the annotation of a GenBank genome assembly